Molecule: messenger RNA, 1791 nt
Organism: Salvelinus fontinalis (brook trout)
Lineage: Eukaryota; Metazoa; Chordata; Actinopteri; Salmoniformes; Salmonidae
Product: S-antigen protein-like
Exons: 2
Coding region: 1-1791 (596 amino acids)
Source: RefSeq, a predicted model, not a curated record
AUGAUUACAUUAGCAGCAGGUCUGGAGGAUCACAACACAACAGGUCUGGAGGACCACAACACAACAGACCUGGAGGAUCACAACACAACAGACCUGGAGGAUCACAAGGCAACAGGCCAGGAGGAUCACAACACAACAGGUCUGGAGGAUCACAAGGCAACAGGCCUGGAGGAUCACAACACAACAGGCCUGGAGGAUCACAACACAACAGGCCAGGAGGAUCACAACACAACAGGCCAGGAGGAUCACAACACAACAGGCCAGGAGGAUCAGAACACAACAGGCCUGGAGGAUCACAACACAACAGGCCUGGAGGAUCACAACACAACAGACCUGGAGGAUCACAACACAACAGGCCUGGAGGAUCACAACACAACAGGCCUGGAGGAUCACAACACAACAGACCAGGAGGAUCACAACACAACAGGCCUGGAGGAUCACAACACAACAGGCCUGGAGGAUCACAACACAACAGGCCUAGAGGAUCACAACACAACAGGUCUGGAGGAUCACAACACAACAGGCCUAGAGGAUCACAACACAACAGGCCUGGAGGAUCACAACACAACAGGUCUGGAGGACCACAACACAACAGGCCUGGAGGAUCACAACACAACAGACCAGGAGGAUCACAACACAACAGGCCUGGAGGAUCACAACACAACAGGCCUGGAGGAUCACAACACAACAGGCCUGGAGGAUCACAACACAACAGGCCUGGAGGAUCACAACAGACCUGGAGGAUCACAACACAACAGGCAACAGGCCCGGAGGAUCACAACGCAACAGGCUCGGAGGAUCACAACGCAACAGGCCCGGAGGAUCACAACACAACAGGCCCGGAGGAUCACAACAGACCUGGAGGAUCACAACACAACAGGCCCGGAGGAUCACAACACAACAGGCCCGGAGGAUCACAACACAACAGGUCUGGAGGAUUACAUUAGCAGCAGGUCUGGAGGAUCACAACGCAACAGGCCCGGAGGAUCACAACACAACAGGCCUGGAGGAUCACAACACAACAGACCUGGAGGAUCACAACAGACCUCGAGGAUCACAACAGACCUCGAGGAUCACAACACAACAGACCUGGAGGAUCACAAGGCAACAGGCCUGGAGGAUCACAACACAACAGGUCUGGAGGAUCACAACACAACAGGCCUGGAGGACCACACCACAACAGGCCUGGAGGAUCACAACACAACAGGUCUGGAGGAUCACAAGGCAACAGGCCUGGAGGAUCACAACACAACAGGCCUGGAGGAUCACAACACAACAGGCCUGGAGGAUCACAACACAACAGGUCUGGAGGAUCACAACACAACAGGCCUGGAGGAUCACAACACAACAGGUCUGGAGGAUCACAAGGCAACAGGCCUGGAGGAUCACAACACAACAGGCCUGGAGGAUCACAACACAACAGGUCUGGAGGAUCACAACACAACAGGUCUGGAGGAUCACAAGGCAACAGGCCUGGAGGAUCACAAGGCAACAGGCCUGGAGGAUCACAAGGCAACAGGCCUGGAGGAUCACAACACAACAGGUCUGGAGGAUCACAAGGCAACAGGCCUGGAGGAUCACAACACAACAGGCCAGGAGGAUCACAACACAACAGGCCUGGAGGAUCACAACACAACAGGUCUGGAGGAUCACAAGGCAACAGGUCUGGAGGAUCACAAGGCAACAGGCCUGGAGGAUCACAACACAACAGGCCUGGAGGAUCACAACGCAACAGGUUUGGAGGAUCACAUUAGCAAGCAUGCAGACUUGGGUACCAGCUACCACAGCUAA